This is a messenger RNA of Lethenteron reissneri (Far Eastern brook lamprey), 1774 nucleotides long. RefSeq names its product myeloid-derived growth factor-like. The record is from RefSeq and is a predicted model, not a curated record. Gene Ontology annotation, biological process: positive regulation of endothelial cell proliferation; positive regulation of angiogenesis. Lineage: Eukaryota; Metazoa; Chordata; Hyperoartia; Petromyzontiformes; Petromyzontidae.
AAUUGGAAGACAUCUUCCGGAAGAGGAAGAUCAUCGUCGUUGCAGUGUGGCACCUGAGUGAGAGAGGUCCCGCGAUCGGUGGAGCUUCGGUGAAUUCAAAAUCGAAUUUUAAUCGAUUCAUGUCAUUGACAAAUAAAACAACAACAACCAUGAGGGCGUGGGCCGCGUGUUUGACGCUGGCCGCCUUGUUCGUGGCUGCGUCGGCUGACGAGAAGGCGCUCACCGUGGAGUUCGAUGUCAGGCCCGGCGGGAUCGUGCACUCGUUCAAACAAGAGCUGGGGAAGUUCGGCUGCACCUUCACCUACGCUGCACAGGGAGGGACAAACGAGCAAUGGCUGAUGAGUUUGGGGUCGAAUGAGGAUCAGUCACUUUUCUCCUGCUCCGUGUGGAGGCCAAACGGAAAGUCAUAUCUGUUCUUCGUUCAGUUCAACACUGAGAUUUCUGGAGCCAAAGUGGAGUUCGCGGAAGCCUUUUCGCAGGCAGCUACAAUUAACCUGAAGGACAUCGCUUUGAAGCCAAGUGAAAUUGUGGUUGGCGAACACACAGUGAGCCACAACCCGGGCCAGUUUGGAUCGCAGCUUUCCAAGCUCAUGAUCGUGUCGAGGAAACCUCACGAGGAGCUGUGAUCGCCUCUCUCACUCUGUCUCUCUCCGCCACACAACUCUCCCAUUAUUUAUCCACGUCUCAUUUUCUCUCGACACACCACACCACUUUCACACACUCUUCUCUGCAUCCCACACUUCUAGUCUCUCUCCAUUUCCCCGUCUCUCUACUUCUUCCUCCCUGGCAUCUCACUCCUCUGCACUUCACACAACUCUCACGGCUGUCAAUGGAGACACACAACUGCUGGGAUUUGGACUCAUUUUAACAUGAGCCAGUGGUAGCUCUGUGGCUGAAAAGGCCGUUGCAGUAGCACCGAGCUAGAACCUCUUGACACUUUGAGUUUCAAUGAAUCCUUGCGGGGGCUGGGCGUUUUGUGUCGAAGGUUCGUCAUCGCUGCGUCGCAGACACUGAACCAGCACUGCUGAGAUCCGAGGUUUGAUCCCUUGGGUUGGAUGUCUCAAGGGGCUCAUGAUGGCCGUGGCAGACUCUUGAGCCAGCACUGCGAAGAUGAAGCCCUUGUGCUGGGUAUAUCUGGCUCUGUCAAAGCACCGUGUUGGAGUAAUUGAACAAACACUGGGGACGUCAUGAGCCAAGUUUUCGGGGUGGGGUUCUCACUUUCGUAUUAGGAGGGUGACGAUGGCUGUGUCGGACACUAAGGAAGUGCUUCAGAGAUCAUGGGGUUGGUUAUUCUACUGUUUCCUUACAAUGGGGGUUCUUCAUGGCCAUGUCUGGAACAUUGAUCCAGCAGUGCAGAGAUCUUGAGUUUAAAUCCAGGCACCUACCCUGUGAUUAAACUGGGUUCUCAAGCAUUACGAAUUCGAUGUCUCAGCCCGGUCACCAAUCACUGCUCACAAUUGAAAUCAAUGAAAUGAGCUUACCAUUUGAGCAUAGCUCAGCUCUGAGGUUAUACAACUGUACGAUACUUUUUCGUAUAAAAUCACAGAAAACUAGGCCAGUCACCCAUCUGCACAGCUGAACUGAAUGCCGUAUUUGCUGUGGUAAAAUUGGCCCUUUUGGAGGACAUGGAGCCGUUAAACACUGUGGUUUUGCUGUAAUGUGGUGGAGAUUGGAAUGGAUUGAACAUUCCUUUGGGUAUAUAAAGGUUAAAAUUUAAAAGAAGCAAACUGGAAAACAUUUCCACUCAAUAAAAAAAUGGUUUUGUUACUUUAAA